ACAGGAGAUGGCCAGAGACUGCGGACAUAGCACAGGAGAUGGCCAGAGACUGCGGACAUAGUACAGGAGAUGGCCAGAGACUGCGGACAUAGUAAAGGAGAUGGCCAGAGACUGCGGACACAGUACAGGAUAUGGCCAGAGACUGCGGACACAGUACAGGAGAUGACCAGAGACUGCGGACACAGUACAGGAGAUGACCAGAGACUGAGGACACGGUACAGGAGAUGACCAGAGACUGAGGACACGGUACAGGAGAUGACCAGAGACUGAGGACACGGAGAUGACCAGAGACUGCGGACACAGUACAGG
Molecule: messenger RNA, 309 nt
Organism: Staurois parvus
Lineage: Eukaryota; Metazoa; Chordata; Amphibia; Anura; Ranidae
Source: the annotation of a GenBank genome assembly